Molecule: messenger RNA, 3757 nt
Organism: Oncorhynchus nerka (sockeye salmon)
Lineage: Eukaryota; Metazoa; Chordata; Actinopteri; Salmoniformes; Salmonidae
Product: LHFPL tetraspan subfamily member 3 protein
Exons: 4
Coding region: 1140-1817 (225 amino acids)
Biological process (GO): sensory perception of sound
Cellular component (GO): plasma membrane
Source: RefSeq, a predicted model, not a curated record
UCAAGUCAACCGUACCACUGAGCAUACUGUUGCCAACUGCAUAGCACACAAAGUUGGAGACUUGGAGUAGGCUAUCAAACAGGUGAUGCAUUUUUAGUGAUUACCUAGCCAUUGCAAUCAUGAUUAAGUUGAGCCAAUUAGCCUUUAUCAUGACUUUGUGAUAAAAUGCCAUGUCGCAGGGUUUAGUUGUAUAGCCUGCCCUUGUUGUUGAUGUGCACUUGUUAACUGUACGCUAAAUACCAGCGCGUCUUUUUUUGCGACAGAAGCCUUCCUAUUUCAGUGGACACAGAUCAAUACCGAGAGAGCGAGAGAGCUGAGACUUCAAUAUUCUGCCUCACGAGUCAGAGCCAAUCUUUUUAGAUUUUGUUGCUUUUUAGCUUUAACGAUUUUAUUUCAGAUGCCUCCCAUUCCAUCAUUGUUCUGGGGCAUGCGAGAGUGGGAUUAGGAGAUAGGCUAUAUUGCGCAUGGUGCUUUAUAAGAGGGGCUUUGAUAGGUCUAUCGGUUGUGACAGUCGGACUGCGCCUGCCUGGAAUACAGGUGUUCUUUGGUCAAAUAUGGACGCAGAGCACAUGAUGCAUAGUAGAGCAGAUUGUCAACACUCACGACUUCAUCAUCUCAGUUAAACGCACCUCCUCCACCUCGAGAAAAUUGGUAUUCGGUGGAAAAUGAGAUUGUAGCCGCGUCUGUGAAGGGGGAUCUCAGCCGCUCUCCGUGGACUUUAGCAUUUUUCAUGGAUUAUUCAUCUCUGCGCCCUCAAUCGAAUGCAGUUCUGACCGUAGGGUGUUUGUUUAGCCUACUAUGGCUGUAGCGUAUCUGCGAAAUGCAUGGCCUUUUCGAAUUAACACCCGGUGAUUAUUACAUGCUGUUAUCUCAGUGAACAUUCAUUCAGAAGAUUCCUCCUCAGUAUUAUUCGUAAUAUCUCUCGGAUACCCAGCCUACCAUUCAAUAAAGCUAAGGAAAACGGUGGCGGACCCAAGCACAGUGCAAGCUGCAAGGCUUUAGUAGGCUAAACACUCGCCCAGAAGGGAGCAGUUUUGUCGGGGAGAUCAUGUCACAUUGAUGCGGCCGGGAUGUGCUUUGUGCUUGAUUAAAGCUCUGUGGGUGAACAGUUCGUAAAUAUAAAAACCGUUAGAGACUGAAUGAUGGUGCCUGGGGCUCCUACAACCAUGCUUCCCGCUUCCGAGGCUGCCAAAAUCUACCAGACCAACUACGUGAGGAACUCCCGCGCUAUCGGGGUUCUGUGGGCCAUCUUCACCAUCCUCUUCGCUAUAGUCAACGUGGUGUGCUUCAUCCAGCCCUACUGGAUUGGAGACGGGAUGGACACGCCGCAGGCCGGCUACUUCGGCCUCUUCCACUACUGCAUCGGAAACGGGCUGUCCCGGGACCUGACGUGCCAGGGCAGUUUCAUGGAGUUUAGCACCAUCCCCUCCGGGGCCUUCAAAGCUGCGUCCUUCUUCAUCGGGAUGUCCAUGGCGCUGGUCAUCGGAUGCAUCGGCUGCUUCACGCUCUUCUUCUUCUGCAGCACAGGCACGGUCUACAAGAUCUGCGGCUGGAUACAGCUGGCUGCGGGUACGUGCCUGAUUCUGGGCUGUAUGAUCUACCCAGACGGCUGGGACAGUGACGAGGUGAAGAGGAUGUGUGGGGAGCAGACAGACAAGUACACCCUGGGAGCGUGCUCCGUGCGCUGGGCCUACAUCCUGGCUAUCAUGGGCAUCAUGGACGCCCUGAUACUCUCCUUCCUGGCCUUCGUCCUGGGAAACCGUCAGGAUGGGCUGAUGGCUGAUGAGCUGCUGGAUAAGACUGGUAAUUCCAUAUAAACAGUUGAAUACUGUACAAAGGUGUCGGUGCCCGUCAGAGGUAAAGAUAAUGUAACACAACGUUCCAGCUUCAUACCUGUCACUCUGGAGGUGGAAAGGAAAGCUAUUGCUGUUGGAAAGAACAGAACGAGAAAAAGACGAAUGAAUAAAAGGAGGAGACAUCCACUCCAAGAGAACCCACUUAGUAAAGACCAACCCCUACGGCCCUUUCUCACCCAGACAUGACCUUGAGAGCAACAACAGAUGGAAGACUUCAUAUUGUUUUAUGAACUGAAAUCCGUUACUGAGUGGACACAGUAGGCCGAUAGCCUAGCGGUUAGAGCAUUGGGUCAGUAACCAAAAGGACGCAGGUUUGAAUACCUGAGCCGACGAGGUGAAAAAAAAGUCUGCCGUUGUGCCCCCUGAGCAAGGCACUUAACCCUGAUUUGCUCCAGAGGCGCUGUACUACUAUGGCUGACACUGUAAAACAACACAUUUCACUGCACCUACAGUGCCUUGCGAAAGCAUUCGGCCCCCUUGAACUUUGCGACCUUUUGCCACAUUUCAGGCUUCAAACAUAAAGAUAUAAAACUGUAUUUUUUUGUGAAGAAUCAACAACAAGUGGGACACAAUCAUGAAGUGGAACGACAUUUAUUGGAUAUUUCAAACUUUUUUAACAAAUCAAAAACUGAAAAAUUGGGCGUGCAAAAUGAUUCAGCCCCCUUAAGUUAAUACUUUGUAGCGCCACCUUUUGCUGCGAUUACAGCUGUAAGUCGCUUGGGGUAUGUCUCUAUCAGUUUUGCACAUCGAGAGACUGACAUUUUUUCCCAUUCCUCCUUGCAAAACAGCUCGAGCUCAGUGAGGUUGGAUGGAGAGCAUUUGUGAACAGCAGUUUUCAGUUCUUUCCACAGAUUCUCGAUUGGAUUCAGGACUGGACUUUGACUUGGCCAUUCUAACACCUGGAUAUGUUUAUUUUUUAACCAUUCCAUUGUAGAUUUUGCUUUAUGUUUUGGAUCAUUGUCUUGUUGGAAGACAAAUCUCCGUCCCAGUCUCAGGUCUUUUGCAGACUCCAUCAGGUUUUCUUCCAGAAUGGUCCUGUAUUUGGCUCCAUCCAUCUUCCCAUCAAUUUUAACCAUCUUCCCUGUCCCUGCUGAAGAAAAGCAGGCCCAAACCAUGAUGCUGCCACCACCAUGUUUGACAUUGGGGAUGGUGUGUUCAGGGUGAUGAGCUGUGUUGCUUUACGCCAAACAUAACGUUUUGCAUUGUUGCCAAAAAGUUCAAUUUUGGUUUCAUCUGACCAGAGCACCUUCUUCCACAUGUUUGGUGUGUCUCCCAGGUGGCUUGUGGCAAACUUUAAACAACACUUUUUAUGGAUAUCGUUAAGAAAUGGCUUUCUUCUUGCCACUCUUCCAUAAAGGCCAGAUUUGUGCAAUAUACGACUGAUUGUUGUCCUAUGGACAGAGUCUCCCACCUCAGCUGUAGAUCUCUGCAGUUCAUCCAGAGUGAUCAUGGGCCUCUUGGCUGCAUCUCUGAUCAGUCUUCUCCUUGUAUGAGCUGAAAGUUUAGAGGGACGGCCAGGUCUUGGUAGAUUUGCAGUGGUCUGAUACUCCUUCCAUUUCAAUAUUAUCACUUGCACAGUGCUCCUUGGGAUGUUUAAAGCUUGGGAAAUCUUUUUGUAUCCAAAUCCGGCUUUAAACUUCUUCACAACAGUAUCUCGGACCUGCCUGGUGUGUUCCUUGUUCUUCAUGAUGCUCUCUGCGCUUUUAACGGACCUCUGAGACUAUCACAGUGCAGGUGCAUUUAUACGGAGACUUGAUUACACACAGGUGGAUUGUAUUUAUCAUCAUUAGUCAUUUAGGUCAACAUUGGAUCAUUCAGAGAUCCUCACUGAACUUCUGGAGAGAGUUUGCUGCACUGAAAGUAAAGGGGCUGAAUAAUUUUGCACGCCCAAUUUUUCAGUU